CCAGCACAGAAUCAAAUGCAAGUUCCAUCUGGGUAUGGAUUGUAUCAUCAGAACUAUAUUGCUCCCUCAGGACAUUAUUCUCAAGGACCUGGGAAAAUGACCUCAUUACCAUUGGAUACCCAGCGUGAUGAUUACUACUCUGGUCUCUAUACAGGAUCAACACAAAAUGUGGUGACUCCCAGCACGGUAAACCAACAACCAGGAGCACAGCAGAUGUAUAGCAGGGGUCCUCCUGCUGUUGUGGGCUCCACACCAGGAUCUUUCCGGGGUGCUGCUGCAUCGUCAGCAUCUCAUUUGCAUACGAGUGCCUCCCCACCUUACUCCUCUUUUGUGAAUCACUAUAAUAGUUCAGCCUUGUACUCUGCCAACUCUUCUGUUGCUUCUCAGGGAUUUCCCUCCACUUGUGGUCAUUAUGCUAUGUCAACUGUUUCUAAUGCUGUAUACCCUAGUGUUUCAUAUCCGUCUCUGCCUGCUGGUGACCCAUAUGGGCAAAUGUUUACCUCACAGAGUACUCCGCCUGUCAGGCCAGUUACAGAUAAUUCAUUCUCUGGUCAAAAUACAGCUAUCAGCCAUCCAUCACCACUUCCACCUCCACCAUCACAACAAUACCACCAGCAGCAGAGCCUUUCAGGAUACAAUACUUUGUCAUGGUCAGCUCCAGGCCUUCCCUCAUCAGCCCAAGACAAUCUUAUCCGAAACCACACAGGAUCUCUGGCCACAACCAGCAACACUCCAACAAAUACUGUUGCAGGCUCUUUACCCUGUCCUGUUAUGCAAAAUGUUCUGCCUCCCAAGUCCAGCCCCACAGUGUCUUCAUCAGCAUCAGCGAGAACGCCUCCCACAGCAAAUCGUCCAGUUGAGCCUGUGGCCUCAGUUGCACAGCCAUCAGAGCAAUUACAACAGAAAGGCGUUGACAGUUCUUCUACCACAAGCAGUGCUUCUCCAAUGCCCAAUAGUUACGAUGCACUAGAAGGAGGCAGCUACCCAGAUAUGCUUUCUUCUUCAGCAAGCAGUCCUGCUCCUGAUCCUGCCCCUGAAUCUGAUCCUGCUCCAGCUUCAGCCCCAGCUUCAGCCCCUGCUGCUCCUCAGCCUUCAAAAAUGGCUAAGCCUUUUGGCUAUGGCUACCCAACUCUUCAGCCUGGUUAUCAGAAUGCUACAGCACCACUUAAUUCUGGAGUGCAGCCCAGUAACCCUGUUUAUUCUGGAUUCCAGCAGUAUCCUCAAUAUCCUGGUAUGAAUCAGCUGUCCUCUAGUCUAGGAGGAUUGAGUCUUCAGAGUUCUCCACAGCCAGAAAGCCUGAGACCCGUAAACCUCACUCAGGAGAGGAAUAUUUUACCUAUGACUCCUGUUUGGGCUCCUGUGCCUAACUUGAAUUUAGAACUCAGAAAAUUAAACUGUAGCCCAGAUUCAUUUCGGUGUACUUUGACAAAUAUUCCACAGACACAGGCUUUACUGAAUAAAGCGAAACUUCCUUUAGGAUUGUUGUUACAUCCCUUCAGAGACCUAACGCAAUUACCAGUGAUAACAUCAAAUACCAUUGUGAGAUGCCGAUCUUGUCGAACUUACAUUAACCCUUUUGUAUCCUUCAUCGAUCAACGUAGAUGGAAAUGCAAUUUGUGCUAUAGAGUUAAUGAUGUUCCUGAAGAAUUCAUGUAUAAUCCCCUUACACGAUCCUAUGGAGAACCUCAUAAACGACCAGAAGUUCAGAAUUCAACUGUGGAGUUCAUUGCUUCUUCCGAUUACAUGCUUCGUCCACCUCAACCUGCAGUUUACUUGUUCGUGUUAGAUGUGUCUCAUAAUGCGGUGGAAGCUGGAUAUUUGACAAUUCUGUGCCAGUCACUGUUAGAAAAUCUAGACAAACUUCCUGGAGAUUCACGAACAAGAAUAGGAUUCAUGACCUUUGAUAGCACUAUUCAUUUCUACAAUUUACAAGAAGGAUUAUCACAGCCUCAAAUGUUGAUUGUGUCUGAUAUAGAUGAUGUUUUUCUGCCUACACCGGAUAGUUUACUUGUAAAUCUGUAUGAAAGUAAAGAGCUUAUAAAAGACUUAUUGAAUGCAUUACCAAAUAUGUUCACCAAUACAAGAGAAACACACAGUGCCCUUGGUCCUGCGCUUCAGGCUGCCUUUAAAUUAAUGUCUCCAACAGGUGGCCGUGUGUCUGUAUUUCAGACACAGUUACCUUCCUUGGGUGCAGGACUUCUGCAGUCUAGAGAAGAUCCUAAUCAGAGAUCAAGUACAAAGGUGGUACAACAUCUCGGCCCUGCAACUGAUUUUUAUAAGAAACUUGCUUUAGAUUGCUCAGGACAGCAAACUGCAGUGGAUUUAUUCCUUUUAAGUUCACAGUAUUCUGAUCUUGCUUCUCUAGCUUGCAUGUCCAAGUAUUCUGCUGGGUGCAUCUAUUAUUAUCCGUCUUUCCACUAUACCCACAAUCCUUCACAAGCAGAAAAAUUGCAAAAAGACCUAAAACGAUACCUCACAAGAAAAAUUGGGUUUGAAGCUGUUAUGAGAAUAAGGUGCACUAAAGGUCUUUCAAUGCAUACUUUCCAUGGAAACUUUUUUGUUCGUUCCACUGAUUUGUUAUCUCUUGCCAACAUCAAUCCUGAUGCUGGAUUUGCUGUGCAGCUGUCAAUUGAAGAAAGUUUGACAGAUACUUCCUUAGUGUGCUUUCAAACAGCCUUAUUAUAUACAUCAAGCAAAGGUGAGCGGAGAAUUAGGGUGCACACGCUUUGUUUGCCAGUGGUAAGUUCACUAGCAGAUGUCUAUGCAGGAGUGGAUGUACAAGCCGCCAUCUGCCUUCUGGCAAACAUGGCUGUGGAUCGAUCAGUUUCUUCAAGUCUGUCAGAUGCAAGAGAUGCCUUAGUAAAUGCGGUAGUGGAUUCGUUAUCUGCGUAUGGCUCGACUAUUUCCAAUUUACAGCACUCUGCACUGAUAGCACCCUGCUCCCUCAAGUUGUUUCCUCUCUAUGUUUUGGCCCUUCUCAAACAGAAAGCAUUUAGAACGGGUACAAGCACACGCCUGGAUGAUCGUGUAUAUGCCAUGUGUCAGAUAAAGUCUCAGCCACUUGUUCAUCUAAUGAAAAUGAUUCAUCCCAACUUAUACCGGAUAGACAGAUUGACAGAUGAGGGUGCAGUACAUGUUAAUGACAGGGUUGUUCCUCAGCCACCUCUUCAAAAAUUGUCUGCAGAGAAGCUGACGAGAGAUGGUGCUUUCCUUAUGGACUGUGGCUCUGUUUUUUAUAUUUGGAUUGGGAAAGGCUGUGACAAUAACUUCAUAGAGGAUGUUCUUGGGUGUCCGGAUUUUGCAUCAAUACCACAGAAAAUGACACACCUUCCAGAGCUAGAUACGCUUUCAUCAGAAAGAGCCAGAUCCUUUAUAACUUGGCUUAGAGACAGCAGACCACUAAGUCCAAUCCUUCAUGUGGUAAAAGAUGAGAGUCCUGCCAAAACAGAAUUUUUUCAGCAUUUGAUUGAAGACCGGACAGAAGCUGCGUUCUCUUACUAUGAAUUUUUGCUUCAUAUUCAGCAGCAGAUUUGUAAGUGAAAUAGAAUAAAAUUGAGUGAGAAGAAAAAGAUCUAUAUCCUAGGUAGAGCAUAAUCUGUCAGAGAAGUGCAUAGGAUAUUUGAAAUGAAGUCAUUUAUUGUUACAAGACCCAAUGCACAGCACCCUGUCUGAGGCUUUGGCAAAAGGAAAAGAGGAACAAAGAAUGUGACAGAUUUUCUUCAGCCUAAAUUAAUGGUAAUGAUGGUGUUGUUUGCACCAAGUAUAUUUUAAAUUGGUUUCUACACAUUUCCAGUAGUAUGGCAGUACAGUGCUCUGUUCCUUGCAAGCUGGCAAAUUUAUGUAGCUAUGUGGAAUGAUAUGUCAUAAUGUAAAAUUAGAUAAAUUCUUUUUUCUUAUAAUUAAUAUAACCUUUCUGGACUUGAACUCUGAGAAGGGAUGCCAAAAGGCAGUGGUACCGUGUUCUUUGUUUAUAUGAAUUACUUUUUAACAAGGAAUGAUUCUUAUUCAUUAAAUGAAUUCAACAUUUUCCCUGUAAAAACAAUAGAGUUUCAGCACAUGGACUAUAGAAAAAGUAUAUAUAUAAUGUACAUAAAUGUUACAUUUGUAAAGAAAAUGUAAAAAUUUAACUACAGAAUAUGAAUUGCUGUAACUGUGCUGCAUUGUUGGAUGACAGCUCUUUUUGUCAUGGUUAGAGAAUGAGGUUGACUAAUGCAUAUUAUGAAUGGAGUCCACAAAGGAAACACAAAACUCUUUGUAUUCUGUUAAAUCUUUUAUGUGGAUUUAUUUAUGAUCAACCUACUAAUUAAAAAUAUUUUGCUUGACAA
Messenger RNA from Otolemur garnettii (small-eared galago), 4325 nucleotides. It is a transcript of the gene SEC24B, whose product is annotated as SEC24 homolog B, COPII coat complex component. Gene Ontology annotation, molecular function: SNARE binding; zinc ion binding. The record is from RefSeq and is a predicted model, not a curated record. Gene Ontology annotation, cellular component: COPII vesicle coat; endoplasmic reticulum exit site. Gene Ontology annotation, biological process: intracellular protein transport; endoplasmic reticulum to Golgi vesicle-mediated transport; COPII-coated vesicle cargo loading. Lineage: Eukaryota; Metazoa; Chordata; Mammalia; Primates; Galagidae. The coding region runs from base 16 to 3540 and encodes 1174 amino acids. The transcript is spliced from 22 exons.